This is a messenger RNA of Lytechinus variegatus (green sea urchin), 868 nucleotides long. Its product is annotated as methyltransferase-like protein 27. The transcript is spliced from 6 exons. The coding region runs from base 63 to 731 and encodes 222 amino acids. Lineage: Eukaryota; Metazoa; Echinodermata; Echinoidea; Temnopleuroida; Toxopneustidae. The record is from RefSeq and is a predicted model, not a curated record.
AUUACUGAUUAGAUCAGGUAAAUGUAAGAUUCUUUCCUGAAGCAAUAUAAAACACACGAGAGAUGGCGAAGAAUUCCGAAGAGCUCGCGAUGCACUACCGAGAACUGACGAAAGCCCGUCCGGUUAGCGGAGAUCCUCAGAAGGUCGUAGAGAGGUACGACGAAUUGGCGGCAACAUAUGACGAGCAUUCAAAGUUCGUCGGUUAUUCGGCGCCAGCCGGAGCUUGCCGAAGAGUAUGCGAAGUAGUGACGAGCAAGGACUCUUUAAUUCUAGAUGUCGGGUGCGGCACUGGAAUGCUUGGUGAAUUGCUUAACAAGGAAGGUUAUAGCAACCUCUACGGCCUGGACCCAUCGGAAAGGUCGUGUGACGUAGCAAGGUCAAAGGGUUGCUAUGCGACCGUCAUUCAGGGCGUGGCAAGACCAGAUUCCCCUCUAAGUUUUAACGAUGGCCAUUUUGACGCACUAGUAAGCAGUGGAACAUUUCAACCAGGUCAUUGUGAUCAAAACGAUAUCCCUGAACUGAUACGUCUUUUAAGACCAAGUGGAUUCAUGGUGAUAUCGACCCGGAAGGCGUCCCUGAACGAGACAGACAGCUACCGGGUCAAGAGCACGCUGAAACAUUACGUGGACACCGGAGUCCUGCAAGAAUUUUCCUACCAGGAAUUCGACGAUUACUUUGGAUUUGCUACCGAGGAUGUGACAGGAAUAGUCCUCACUUACAAAAAGAAGUAGUUCGAACCAUAUCGAAUGAACUUCAGUAACCAUGGUAACCAUGACAAGUCACUUUUAGCGCACCUAUUUUUUUAUUAUUAUAAUUAAUAAGGUCCGUUCGGCAGUAUUUUAAGGGAAGAGCAAUAAAUCGACGUUUA